AGACUGCGUGUCCUUCUGCUUCACCUGAUCGUUGACAGCUGACAACCAGCCUGGAGUUACAACUAUUUCAAGGGGAAUUAAGAGAAACGUGGAGGUGUGACUUUUAUUUCCAGUUGACAGCUGAAAAAGUCGGGAGGAGAUGGAGAACAAGGCCAUGUGUCUGAGCACAUAUGAAGAGAGAGAGAGCGGCUCCAUGUAUGAAGAGGCCUACGAUGGACACAACCUGUCCAAACUCAACCUGUGUGAUGAAGGUUCUGGUAAGCGUCGCAGGAAGCAGGACCAGUGCUGUGCUCACAUGAACUCCCUCUCAGCCAUCAAGUACGCCAUCGUCUCCCUCUACAUCCUGGUUUUUCUCACCAUCUUCGGACUCUGCCUGGCAGUCUCUCGUUCCCAGGUGUCUUCUAAGCGGCAGGAGGUGCUGAUGGAGAACGUGACCCGGAUGUCUGAGCGCUCUCGGAUGCUCCAGCCGACCCUGAGCGAGGCGUCCACUCAGGCCGACCUGCUGGAGAACAUCUGGAAACUGGAGAAUCUCUUCCAGAACCACAGCGACUGGCUGCAGAGGCUGGAGAUCCUCAUCAAGGGCCUGGAGGUGGAGCUGAGGAGCAGCCAGGCCCACUCUCUUCAGUCAGAGGGCUACCUUGUGCAGCUGGAUGACAGGCUGUCCUCCCUGAGCAGUUCCACCGGCAGGAACCUGACGGGCUUGAGUGCGGAGGUGUCCCGAGCCUCCACCUGGCUCCACGACCAGGACCUCCUGUUCAGGGAAACCUCAGGACAGGUGAGCCGGCUGAGAGAGAAACUGGACGAGGUCAAUUGGAUGGUGGGAGCUGUCAAUCACACCUUCAGCAAUGACAUCAGUAUUCACCACCUGAAGAUACAGGACUUGCAGAUCCAGAUCAGCAACAUAACAGAGGACACCAGCAGUUUAUGGGUGACCCACGUCCACACGGAGGCUCAGCUGAGGAACGAGAUGGAAAUCCUCAACACAAUCACAGAGGACCUUCGCCUGAAGGACUGGGAGCACUCCCUGGCCCUGAAGAACCUCACCAUAUUUGAAGGACCUCCGGGGCCAAAGGGAGAAAAGGGUGUAAAUGGGCCACUGGGGCACCCCGGGGCUCCUGGGUUGACAGGCUUGAGAGGGUUUCCAGGAGAAAAGGGGAUCCAGGGCAACCAGGGAAUUAAAGGGUCUGUCGGGGUCAGCGGUCUUCAGGGAGAAAAAGGAGACAUCGGACCUGCUGGUCCCAGAGGUGACAGAGGAGAAAGAGGGUUGAAGGGGGAGAAGGGGGAGCGAGGAGACAGAGGAGAGAAAACGGUGGAGGAGGUCCUGGUGCGGCUGGUGAACGGGUCAGGCCCUCACGAAGGUCGUGUGGAGGUUUUCCAUGAACGGCGAUGGGGGACAGUGUGUGACGACGUCUGGGACAAAAAGGAUGGGGACGUGGUGUGCAGGAUGCUGGGAUACCGAGGAGUCGCUGAGGUCCAUAAGACCGGACGCUUCGGACAGGGUACUGGUCUGAUCUGGAUGGACGACGUGGCGUGUGAGGGGGCCGAAGACACCAUCCACCUGUGUAAGUUUUCUGGCUGGGGCAAAACCAACUGUGGCCACGUGGAGGAUGCUGGUGUGACGUGUGUCGUUUAAAAACAUUCAUGAUCCCGACAGCGCUGCAGCGGACAGCUUUCUCAGAAGUUCAUGAUCUAACAUCUGUUUUCUCCACGACACUGAAUCAUGGGAGCAAUGGAAAAACGCAAACAUUUUUUGAGCAUCUUUGAGUAACCAUCUGGGGAUGACGGCACAACGGGACUCUUCAUCACACUGAAUUACAGAGCUCACCUGUCUUCAGUGGAGGCCGAAGGUCAGCUUGCAAAGGCUCCAUCUGCCCUCAGAGGCUCGUCUGGGCGCAGGUUUGCUGUGCUGACCUCCGGUGUGGAUUAGAACCUCUUCUCCCUCCCAGAGGCUUCGUUCGUCUUUCAGGUUUCUGAAACGGCACAUAAAGAAAAUGACUGAGACGUCGACAAACUGAUUCUUCAUUUACAGGCAGCUGCUCUUCACAGUAUUACGUAGGAAUGGCUUUUGAGUGAUGAUAAACAUACACAGUGUUGCCUUAUUAUACAUCAUAUAGCAUUACCUAGGAUUCAAUCAUUCGAUGAUCAGCAGGUAAACAACUGGACUCAAACGUUUUCAUAAUUUUUGGCUGCUUUUUAAGGUGGCCUGUGGAGUUUUAUGUUCACAUACACAAGUUUUGUUUGCGUUCAGUGUUACUCACCAAAACACAUUGUGUGUAUCUCAAAUGUGGAGUACAUUUAUUUCCUCGUAAAUCCAAUUUUUUUUUUUUUUCUAUUUUCAAUCAUGCAUUGUUUACAUUCAUGUUUGCUCGCUAGCAGUCUUCCUUUUCCUUGGCUUUGUUGGCAACGCGUUUCUGUGUGCAUUACUAACGAAGCUGUGUUUUUGUUUUGUUUUUAAACUCUCCUCUUAUCAAUAUGUUUUACAUUUUAUAACCAGAGACUUAUUACCAACUGUAAAUCUAUACAGUUUUGUUUUGUUAUUUUACGGCUCGCAGAUUACGCUCUCAUCAAUCUUAUCUCCAGCCACAGCAGUCAGUCAGGUGUUUUCAGUCAGAAAAAGCUCUGACAUUUCCUGCAUAGCAGCAAAGGACAGGCACACACAGUCAGUAACAAGCUGGUGAGUUAAGUGGAACAUUUAGCUUCUAUACGAGACACAUGUCUGAGUAGUUGGUGGAGACCAAAACAAACCUAUAAGGAGAGUGAAUAUCGGACUUCCAUCCAUCAGGUGGACAGAAAAACAACUCCCACGUUGUUCUGGAUGUGUAGAUUGGCAAAUAUCAGCUGUCACUCCAACAAGAUAAUAUACUGUAUGUCAGGGCUGCCACCAAGCGAGAAAAUAAUCAAUUAUUGCAGAGCUCAAUUUUGACCUCAAUACCAACACGUGUUUGCAAAUCACCAAAACAGUGUUUACUCUGCGCUGUAUUUUGUAUUUAUUUUUUAAUGAAAAUGGAUUUUGGAAAAAGCAGUCACAGCAGUCAACAAUGAAGUGAAUAUGAAGAAUAGAGAGCAGAUGAGUAUUAACAGAUGGACUCUUGAACGCCAGCCCUGCACACUGUAUGACUGUGUGUCCGUGUUUACUGCCAGAGGUUGUGUUGUUUCAGCAUUAAUGCAUCUAUGUAUGUAUGCACACUCCAAACCAACCAUCACACACACACACUUUGUCUUCCGAUUUCUUUGCCUCUCUCAGUGCGGUUUGAUCGGCUGCUCUGGAAUCCAAAAAGGCAGUUACCUCCCAAGUGUCCUAGCAGGAAACCCGUCUCUUUACCGAGUCAUGUUUUAUACUUAAAGAGGUGAAACAUUUUUUAGUGAACCUUCAAAUUUGGCAAACUGUUGAAUUCCCUCUAUUUUUGUCGUGAAAUGUGUCUGUGUAAGCUCUUCAAACAAGUCCAAAAUUGUCUGGCCCACUAUAUAUUUUUCUGAAACUUAUUCAACACACAUGAUGUCCUUUUAACAGUUUGUGUCCAUGUGAGGGAGGGGAAAAAAAAAAGUUCAGCCAGAAAUGAUUUUCUCUACCUCAUGUUCAAGUGCCUUGGGAAAUGGGAAAAGAGGGUAGAAGCCAGACUCAGUAGACUGAUGAGUCUCAGAAGACGCUACAGCAACUCAAAAGGGAAUUGUGGACUUCAAAAGUGGAUUGGAGAACUGACUCAAUAGUGUGUAAAACAGGUAGAAUUUAAGUCACUUCUGGUAAACAAAGCUGUGAUCAUUUUGUACAUCUGCAUUACUACAAACCUUUCUUUGGAGAAAGCAGGAAGCUAGUUGGUUAUCUUUUCCAUUUUAAUUUGCUCAUCUUUAAUAAUGAGAAGUUUUCCCUUUUGUUCACAAACUUUGGAAACCGUUUUAUAAAAGCACUAAUACUGUUAAAUGUUUAAUUAUGUGACUUGUAGGACUAAAUGACACCAACAGUGCAGUAUGUCGCUGCCUAAUAUAUCCAAGUUCUAUCUUUCUUAUUAUUACUAUGAAAUACGUUCGAGCUGAUUUAGUCAAUUAACAGAUCAAUUUAGUCCUGUUGUCCUAUUCAAGUAUUUUUUCAAGCAAAGAUUUUUGCUGCUUUUCGAUUUGUUGUGUCAUUUUUAAUUGAAUAUCUGUUGUUUGGACAGAUUAAUUGAUUAUACAAAACCUCAAUUAAAACACAUACAGUACAUAGACUCAGUAUAUAUCAAAGUAUCUUAUAAUGGAAACAAGGUCAGAGACUUUAAUGUAAAAUAUACAUCUGCAUGAAUCUAAAAUUGUCACUUUAAAGCUGAAACUCUUUCACCUCAGACAUCAGGCAGGAGGAUUUUAUUCUUGCCGCACAGGAAGCAAUAAAACAAUGACGUGUGAAAAACAGCAGCUGACAGUUAAAGAACCUCUUCUGAUAUCACUUUAAAGGAUUUAUGGGUCGUCAAAUAAAAAAUCAAAAGGUUUUCAUUAAAUAGAUUCAAAUAUGGAUGACAGAUCCCUCACUGCAAAGUGGGGCUGCCAAAGUAUAAAGUUACCUAGUGUGAUAAACAUCAUUAAAGGACCUGUCAUACAGUCAAUGUACAUUUAAUUUACAGUAUUACAUAUUUGGUAUGAAAAGCUACAGUUUUAUGUCCAGUAGUUUAUUUUGUAUAUACUCCACAAGGUGGUUUGUACUGAAAAGGGAAUGGAACAAAUUAUACAUUUACAAGGUUAUAGAGUUGAAUACUUACCAACUAUUGUUUGCAUGAUUGAGUGUCAUACUGUAAAACACACACACACACACACACACACACACACUCUUUCUCUGACAAUAUCUGCUCUGUUUUUCUGUGCAGCCCUGAAGUGUAGCUGACAGUAUCCCUGAGUGGCAGCCAGGUCGUUAUGUGUCAUCCUGAUGACCCUCAUUCAUCUUGUAGUGGCGUUAUUACUUCAGAGUUAUUACUUCAGAGUUAUUACUUCAGAGCUCCAGCCAAAGAUAACACCCUGAGCUCCUUCAGUAUAUUUUCACUCAUUGGCUUAUUUGUAAAAUAAUAUCAUUGAUUGAAAAUAGUUUGGUAUUUACUCAGGUUUGAGUAUGUUUUAUACCAAGGGGCCUUUGUGAUGCAAACACAUAGAACAAUUAAGUAUUUUUAUAGAAGCAGGAACUAUCAUCUUGUUCGCCAUUUCCUUUUUACUUAAGGUGCAAAGUGGAACAAGUAAAGGCCAUUAAAAGAGAUAAAUACUGUGUAAAAAGCCAAUUGCUUUGUCCAGUUUUUAGAUUAAAAUACGGAAAGAGGAUAUAGGCUUUGUUAAAGAUAAAUCUACUCAAAUCAAACUAACUAUUUGCUGGUAAAUAUGGAUUGUGAAGAUUUCAACAUGUGAAACCGAUGCAGAACAAUCGCAUAUCAAAACCAUAUGGGCACAAUUCAAAGCAGAAAUAAUAUGCAACCAUGUCUCUUCCGGUUAACCGUCUUCUCACAGCUAAAUGUAGUUUGACUGGUUUCCUUCCCGGCAAAGUUACAGCCUAUCGGAUAUCAACAGGAUACAAUUGUUGUGAUGUGAUUUACUGAUUGGUUAGAGGCCCUGCUGACCUCAGAUCAGUGGUUCGGCAUCGUGGGGUCAGAUAUCCAGAAUACUUUGAUUUUUUAUUAAUGUAAAGCAGCUUAAUGCCGUAACACUUCCAAAGUGCACUUAACCAUUUACAUGUCUCAUUUUUAGAACUCACUAUGCUUUACUCUGGCAUAAUGGCUCUAAGCACAUGUGCUUACACACGUGUUUGUUUUUUUAGGACAUUGUGCUGGUCAUAGCACAUAAAAGGGCUAUGAGGUUAACAACAUGCACACACCCAAAUAAAUGCCUCAAUCAAACAUGAUUAUGUCACAAGAAUACCUGAUCCAGUGCUUACAGUGCCUGAUACGUUUACUUUGCUGAUUUGUACCACUAACAUGUUGUAAAUGCACUGCUGAAGCAA
Molecule: messenger RNA, 5947 nt
Organism: Cyclopterus lumpus (lumpfish)
Lineage: Eukaryota; Metazoa; Chordata; Actinopteri; Perciformes; Cyclopteridae
Gene: scara5
Product: scavenger receptor class A, member 5 (putative)
Exons: 12
Coding region: 140-1633 (497 amino acids)
Biological process (GO): iron ion transmembrane transport
Cellular component (GO): plasma membrane
Molecular function (GO): ferritin receptor activity
Source: RefSeq, a predicted model, not a curated record